Molecule: messenger RNA, 133 nt
Organism: Ambispora leptoticha
Lineage: Eukaryota; Fungi; Glomeromycota; Glomeromycetes; Archaeosporales; Ambisporaceae
Source: the annotation of a GenBank genome assembly
AUGUCUCUUGAAAAUAAGUCACACAAACUACUCUCUAACUUUUCAACUAGCAUGCCCUCAACUGAAACUUCUAUGAACUUUUCGCUUUCAGGAAAGUCGUUACCUAUAUUCGCUUCAGGCUGCUCACCAAAUA